AUGAGUUACCAUAAUAAUUCCAAGGCUCAGCCAGCCCAAGUUGUUGCUCCCCCUCCUCCUCCUCAAGGUUAUGGUGAUUAUCCUCCACCGGGGUAUCUGGCACAGGGGUAUCCUCAGCCUCCUCAGCCUCCUCUGCCGCCUCAAGUACUGUAUCAGCCUCCACCGCCGCCACCACAAUCAAAAUCCAAUGUUGGUUGUUUGGAAGCAUGUUUGACUGGUCUUUGUUGUUGCUGCUGCAUUGAGAUGCUUUGCUCAUGA
This is a messenger RNA of Malus domestica (apple), 258 nucleotides long. Its product is annotated as cysteine-rich and transmembrane domain-containing protein WIH2-like. The record is from RefSeq and is a predicted model, not a curated record. Lineage: Eukaryota; Viridiplantae; Streptophyta; Magnoliopsida; Rosales; Rosaceae.